This is a messenger RNA of Helianthus annuus (common sunflower), 1790 nucleotides long. Its product is annotated as F-box protein At5g18160. The transcript has a single exon. The coding region runs from base 128 to 1216 and encodes 362 amino acids. NCBI's taxonomy places the organism in Eukaryota, Viridiplantae, Streptophyta, Magnoliopsida, Asterales, Asteraceae. The record is from RefSeq and is a predicted model, not a curated record. Gene Ontology annotation, molecular function: protein binding.
UAUAUGUAUAACGUUCAAAUUGGUGGAAGCCCAUUGGCCCAUAAUCCACAUCACUAUUGACCUAUUUCAUCCAAAUUUCACAUCCCCCGUUAUACAAUCUAGAGUUUAAACCCUAAUCGAACUCAAAAUGUCGGACAACAUUCCGUUCGAACUCCAAGAGGGAAUCAUCAAAAGGGUUCUUCCUGUCAAAUCACUGAUUCGGUUCAGAUCAGUUUCAAAACAAUGGAAGUCUUUGAUCGAUAGCCCUGAGUUUAUCGCUGAUCACAUCGUCAACCCGGCUCAGCCGCAACAUCUACUGGUGAAGUACAUAGUAGACUCUAAGGAAAAAUAUGUUUCAAUUUCUGAUAACGAUGAUAGCCUCCCCCACCACAACUCUUCCCUUAUUGUUCCUCCAACUAUUAUAGAUAAGAUUUUUUCAAUUCUCGAUUGCUCUCACGGAUUGGUGUGUUUGUACGGGGAUUUUAGAGGUCCAGUGAGGCGCAGAAGCAAAAUGACUGUUCUUUGGAACCCAUCAAUUAGGAAAUCUGUUGGUAUAGUGAUGCCGUAUGAGUUUGUUGUCAUUGGUUUUGGGGUCUGUCCUAAAACUAGUGACCCUAAGAUUGUUGCGAUCAAAAGCGGUAACAGAAUCGAUUCGAAGGCUGUGGUUUUUACAUUAAGCUCAGGGGCUUGGAGAAGUAUAACGGUGAAUCUUCGUUGGCCUCUUAAUUCAAUGCAUUUGUCAUGUAAGCCGGUGGUUAUAGAUGGGGUUAUUCAUUGGAUUGCUUUUGAUAAUCUUCCCCGUUGGAUUAUUUCAUUUGAUUUGACAAGCGAAGAAUUCGGCGAGGUAGAGCUUCCAGAUAGUUUAGCACAUGCCACAAAUCUUUCCAUCUCUAACUUUAAAGGUUCUCUUUCUGUGCUUAUUUACAAAGAAGCUGCCGUGGUUUGUGAUGUAUGGACCAUGAUAAAAACUGGUGAUCCAAUGACCAGAUUUACGACCGUCAGCUUUAAGAGAGAAAGUGAUAGAAUAAUUAGAUUUAUGAAGAAUAGUCAAAUGAUAAGAGAGCACACAUGUAUGAGGCCUGGUAAUUUUCCGGUAACAACACUUGAAGUGUAUGACUCCUACUCAGAGCACAGCAAUUAUCUUCGAGUGUCUGGUUUCUUUGAUCCGCAUAUCAUGAAGACCUCCUACACAGAAUCACUACUUCUGCUUAACCACUCUGUAUCUGUCAUUUUGUGAUGAUGGCCAUGAUUCAACAUGAUAUAUGCAGGGGCGUCUCUGAGAAUUCACGUACCCUGUUCGAGCUCGAAAACUGUGCCCAUAUGCUUUAACGAAAAUUGUUUUUUUUAUUUUUAUUUUUUAAAAUCAUAUUAGUAUUGGGUUGGGCCCAAUAAACCUAAUGUUAAGUUGGGUAAAUUAUAAAGCAUAAAAAGGUAUUUGAUGAUGGGCCUCUAUAUUGGAUUUGUACGUGUUUACAAUUUUUUUUAAAUAAAAUAUAUAUAUAUAUAUCGAUUUUUUUUUUUAAAUCCCGUGCCCCUCGAAAUCACGGGCCUUGUGCUGAAGUCCUCCCCGCACACCAUAAGAGCCGCCCCUGGAUAUAUGCUUGGAAUAGUUGGUGCAGAUCUCCAAUCCGUUGUGUUGCAAAUUCUUAAUCUUUGGUUGAAAGUCGAUCUAGGGUGUUUUCAUGCAUUUAUGAUGUGGUGUUAAUCUAUACGGCUGUACUAGUAUUUGAUUGCUUUUAGAAAAUAUCCUUUUUCGCAAGUAUACAUCUCAUAACAUUUUCCUGCAAGCAUACAUGCGAAGAUUGCAAACA